This is a messenger RNA of Oncorhynchus nerka (sockeye salmon), 2286 nucleotides long. RefSeq names its product mucin-2-like. The coding region runs from base 17 to 2203 and encodes 728 amino acids. The transcript has a single exon. The record is from RefSeq and is a predicted model, not a curated record. NCBI's taxonomy places the organism in Eukaryota, Metazoa, Chordata, Actinopteri, Salmoniformes, Salmonidae.
CACUUCCACCACUGUAAUGGUUGAAACAUCUACCUCAACAUCACAGCCCACAGCAACAGGUGAAGAAACAACAGGGCCAGUUGUCAUAACUUCCAAUCCCACUACUUUAACAACAACUACAAAUGUACCCACAACAACUACACCUACCACAGGUGGAACAACAACAAUUGAAGAAACCACAACUGAGACAAGUCCAUCUACCUCCACAAAGCCACCUAAAGAAGUCACCACUGGCCCAACAACAACUUCCACCACUGUAAUUGUUGAAACCUCUACCUCAACAUCACAGCCCACAGCAACAGGUGAAGAAACAACAGGGCCAGUUGUCAUAACUUCCAAUCACACUACUUUAACAACAACUACAAAUGUACCCACAACAACUACACCUACCACAGGUGGAACAACAACAAUUGAAGAAACCACAACUGAGACAAUUUCAUCUACAUCCACAAAGCCACCGAAAGAAGUCACCACCGGCCCAACAACCACUUCCACCACUGUAAAUGUUGAAACAUCUACCUCAACAUCACAGCCCACAGCAACAGGUGGAGAAACAACAGGGCCAGUUGUCAUAACUUCCAAUCCCACUACUUUAACAGCAACUACAAUUUCACCCACAACAACUACACCUACCACAGGUGGAACAACAACAAUUGAAGAAACCACAACUGAGACAAGUCCAUCUACCUCCACAAAGCCACCUAAAGAAGUCACCACCGGCCCAACAACCACUUCCACCACUGUAAUUGUUGAAACAUCUACCUCAACAUCUCAGCCCACAGCAACAGGUGAAGAAACAACAGGGCCAGUUGUCAUAACUUCCAAUCCCACUACUUUAACAACAACUACAAUUUCACCCACAACAACUACACCUACCACAGGUGGAACAACAACAGUUGAAGAAACCACAACUGAGACAAGUCCAUCCACCUCCACAAAGCCACCGAAAGAAGUUACCACCGGUCCAACAACCACUUCCACCACUGUAAUUGUUGAAACCUCUACCUCAACAUCACAGCCCACAGCAACAGGUGAAGAAACAACAGGGCCAGUUGUCAUAACUUCCAAUCCCACUACUUUAACAACAACUACAAAUGUACCCACAACAACUACACCUACCACAGGUGGAACAACAACAAUUGAAGAAACCACAACUGAGACAAUUUCAUCUGCAUCCACAAAGCCACCGAAAGAAGUCACCACCGGCCCAACAACCACUUCCACCACUGUAAAUGUUGAAACAUCUACCUCAACAUCUCAGCCCACAACAACAGGUGAAGAAACAACAGGGCCAGUUGUCAUAACUUCGAAUCCCACAACUUUAACAACAACUACAAUUUCACCCACAACAACUACACCUACCACAGGUGGAACAACAACAGUUGAAGAAACCACAACUGAGACAAGUCCUUCCACCUCCACAAAGCCACCGAAAGAAGUUACCACUGGUCCAACAACCACUUCCACCACUGUAAUUGUUGAAACAUCUACCUCAACAUCUCAGCCCACAACAACAGGUGUAGAAACAACAGGGCCAGUUGUCAUAACUUCGAAUCCCACAACUUUAACAACAACUACAAUUUCACCCACAACAACUACACCUACCACAGGUGGAACAACAACAAUUGAAGCAACCACAACUGAGACAAUUCCAUCUACAUCCACAAAGCCACCGAAAGAAGUCACCACUGGUCAAACAACCACUUCCACCACUGUAAUUGUUGAAACAUCUACCUCAACAUCACAGCCCACAUCAACAGGUGGAGAAACAACAGGGCCAGUUGUCAUAACUUCCAAUCCCACUACUUUAACAACAACUACAAAUGUACCCACAACAACUACACCUACCACAGGUGGAACAAUAACAGUUGAAGAAACCACAACUGAGACAAGUCCAUCUACCUCCACAAAGCCACCGAAAGAAGUCACCACUGGUCAAACAACCACUUCCACCACUGUAAUUGUUGAAACAUCUACCUCAACAUCACAGCCCACAGCAACAGGUGAAGAAACAACAGGGCCAGUUGUCAUAACUUCCAAUCCCACUACUUUAACAACAACUACAAAUGUACCCACAACAACUACACCUACCACAGGUGGAACAACAACAAUUGAAGAAACCACAACUGAGACAUUCCAUCUGCAUCCACAAAGCCACCGAAAGAAGUCACCACCGGCCCAACAACAACUUCCACCACUGUAAAUGUUGAAACAUCUACCUCAACAUCUCAGCCCACAACAACAGGUGUAGAAACAACAGGGCCAGUUGUCAUAACUUCGAAUCCC